Molecule: messenger RNA, 1751 nt
Organism: Onthophagus taurus
Lineage: Eukaryota; Metazoa; Arthropoda; Insecta; Coleoptera; Scarabaeidae
Source: RefSeq, a predicted model, not a curated record
UCAGCAAAUACUAAAAACUGCACGUUUAUUGACGAUCAACGGUAUAAACAAUUUUAGAAGAAAUAAAAAAUGCAAAAACAGCCAAUAAGAAGUUACCCCGGGAUUAUUGGUUAUUGAAGCAUUAUGAUUUUAUAACUGUUGGUCAAAAACAUAGGUUAAUAUUUCCUGUGAAUACCCCAAAUAACAAUAUUAUAUAUUAUGUUGCUGAUAGUGAAUUAUUCCAAGUACUUCACGAGGUACAUCAAAGUAUCGGCCAUGGCGGUCGAGACCGUAUGCUGAACGAGCUUUCUACACGAUACAAGAAUAUAACUCGCCACGAUGUUGAACUAUAUCUGCAACUUUGCGAACCGUGCCAGCAAAAACAAAAAGGAAUAAAAAAAGGGAUUGUCGUCAAACCCAUACUUUCAUCUGAAUUUAAUUCUCGCUGUCAAGUAGAUUUGAUUGACUAUCAAUCUCAUCCAGAUCGAGAAUAUAAAUUUGUAAUGGUCUAUCAGGAUCAUCUCACGAAGUUUGUAAUAUUAAGAGCACUAAAAACAAAACGCGCAGAGGAAGUAGCUUACAAUUUACUGGAUAUUUUUACAUUGAUUGGCGCACCAGCGAUCCUACAAUCAGACAAUGGUAGAGAAUUCUCAAACCAAAUUGUAAGCAGUCUUAAAACGUACUGGCCAACUUUAAAAAUUGUACAUGGUAAGCCUAGACAUUCCCAAAGUCAGGGGAGUGUCGAACGAGCAAACCAGGACAUCGAAAAUAUGCUAACAACUUGGAUGCAAGAUAGUGACAGUAAUCGUUGGAGUGAUGGUCUGCGCUUUGUACAACUCAUGAAGAAUAAAGCAUUCCAUUCAGGCAUCAAAAGAACACCUUACGAAGCUCUUUUUGGAUCUAAAGUAAAAGUUGGUAUAUCUUUACCUCUCGAUGAUACUCACAACCUGGAGAGUGAAGAGGAUCUAGAAAAUAUGAUUAAGUCAUCACCAAGUAUUCUGAUUCUUUCAGAAUCUUUAAUAGUAGAUCGAGUUCGGACACAAAAUCAACCUCUAGAGGCUCAACAUCAACAAAGCCCCGUCAUCGAAAGUUCUGAGAUCCGUAAUGAAGUUUCGAAUGCUCAAAGUGCGUUUGAUGAACAUGACGAUGAACACAUGACUAUCCAAAGUGCCGAGACUCUUGAUGAACUUGUGAAUGUUGAAAGUCUUCCUUCUGAGGUACAUGGACAACCCUUAUAUGUUCUGAAUUUUGUAUCAGAACGUGAGCAAUCAUUGGAUUCCCCACUCUUGUGCUGUGUUUGUACUGAGGGGACAACGGGAACUCUUUCGUGUAGAACAUGCAAUAGACCCAUUCAUGCUAUUUGUGGUGCUCCGGAGAAAGAUAUGGCAGAAGGCUAUGGUUUUAAAGUUGUUUGCCCAUUAUGCUUAAAAAACGCUUUAGCUGUACAGAACCGCAUCAGUUCCAAAGAUAAUUUAACAGAGCAAGGUCCGAAAAUGCUUAAACUUCUGAAAAAAAAAAUUCCCCCUGUGCCAUUGGGUACCACUGUAAGAAUCCCUGUUCCGGAAGUCGACAGAGGUCGUGGUGAUGCUCGCAAUAUACUAGCUGUAGUCUUACAAAAAACGGAUGACGAACUUUAUAAAAUAGGAACAAAGCAAGGUGUUGUAAAGAAUAGGUAUUCAAGACAGCAGUUUACAGUUUGUCGUCAAGAACUACUUAAAAAAGAAGAUGUCCCUCAAGAAACGACGCUCCGUACAGUUGCGAAUCUGCAAUAA